Molecule: messenger RNA, 810 nt
Organism: Moneuplotes crassus
Lineage: Eukaryota; Ciliophora; Spirotrichea; Euplotida; Euplotidae
Source: the annotation of a GenBank genome assembly
UUUAUCAAGAUUGUAUUAAAUUAAAAUGAAGCAAGCAUACCUUCUUUGUAUCCUUCUGAUUUGUUCUAUCGCUCACGUAGCGGUCGGCUUAUCACUGAAGAACCAAGCCAUUGAGUUCGACUUCACAAAUGUAGACACUAAGAACAUCCUAAAGGAAGUUACCAAGACUCUGAACCUUGCCGAUCUAAAUAAGGAACAAUUGGAUGUUCUUUUCAAUUCUGUUUCUGAUAAUAUCCCCUUAGUUGAUUCUUUGAUGAAUCCCAGCUUUAGCUUUGGACAGACCUUCUCAGGAUGUUAUGAUUUCUUCCUCUCUCAAGUUUGCUAUACAUUUACUUGGCAAAUGAGACUCGGGUGGAAGGUAUCCCCAGAGUCAGUCGACUUUGAAAGAGUUGCUCUGACUUAUAUUCCAUAUGCUAUUAUGGAAAUUAGUGGUACUUCAACAUCUCAUACUGAAUUCUUCAAGGGAGAUUUAGCUGCAUCCUCAGCUGUUCUGAACAUAUCUUUGCCAACUGCCUUCGAGCUUAACUUGGAUACCAACUCCUUCUGCUAUGAUACUAAAUAUGUGACAUAUCCACCAGGCCCAUUAGUUACUGCUAAAACUGAGGUACUCAGCUGCUUACAAGAUGUAAAGGAAGCAUCUAGAACUGGAGAACUCAACAUCCAAUGUGCUUUCGGAUCACCAUUAGGAUUGACUCUGUUCAAUAACACAAUGGUCGAGCCAGAUACUACCGAUGUUAUCCCUAAAACUUGCUGGGGAUUUAAUAACUUCGUCAACUAAGUAGCUUGUGAGGCAUAUUCAACCAACUUUUU